Cladocopium goreaui is the source of this 1263-nucleotide messenger RNA. NCBI's taxonomy places the organism in Eukaryota, Dinophyceae, Suessiales, Symbiodiniaceae. The record is from the annotation of a GenBank genome assembly.
AUGCCCAGGAUAGCUGCGGAUGAGCUCACCGAGAGCCGCGUCGCGGCUUUGAUGGAGCAAGCCCAAGCAGCUGUGGAUGCUGGGUGGGUCCCAAGUGAGCACUUGCCAGCGAACAUAUUCAAAUUUUUAGAGCCGCUCACCAUCGCCAGCGGGCAAGGCUUCUACACAACCACAAUGAUGAUCCUUGGCGCUUUGCCCGCGCUUUGCAAUGGGGCCACGAUCCAGUUAUGGCCAGGCCGACCCACACCUUUGAUGGCUAUCGUCCUGCAAGUCGCUGCGGCCCAGAAAGGGAAGAGCCGGUUGACCGCCUUGGUCGAGGAGGCAUUUGACUCCUGUGACGACUACCUUGUCCAGAAAGCCAAGGAAAUGGUCGCGGACUAUCCGGGCGCCUCCCCUGUUGUGAAAACGCUUUCGCUUCAGUCCUUCACCUUCACGGAGUUUUUCCACCGAUGCUCCAGCGAGUGGCAGCAAGUGGAUUGGAACACAGGAGACGAGCGCAACGGACUUCCUCAUCGCAUCUGGCUCAGCUCCGGCUUCUGCUUGGAUGAAGCCUACGAGUUCCUGGAGGGCCUUGGCAUGAUGGGAACAAGCCAGAAAGGCGAGGGAGGCAAGACCGCCAGUCUGAACGCAUCAAGCUUGAAUCGCUUGAUACAGGCUGGCUCUCACAAGCGAGGCACACGCACUGGCACCUCUUCGACCACCAGCAGGCCACCUCCAGUCAACCUCAGCGUCUGUGGCAACCUCCACCCCAGUAAGGCAAUCAGCAUGGAGCGCCAGCUGCAAGGGAACCAUGUUGCUGCUUGCAAAGAGCGGUUCAUCUUUUGCUGCGAUCGUUCCACGCCGCGCCACGCAGAGCUGCCUGCUGAUUACAUCUCCGGCGACUCAGCAUGGACGUGGCUACCGCUCACGCCACAGCAGGCAGUAAUCUUUGAUUGGGAAGCGCAUCUCAACCGGCCAGCUGCCUUCUCGCUUCCAGAAGACCAAGCGCCUUGCAAUGGAUACAUUGGUGCUCCUGAGGGAUACCCGCUGAAGCUGCCAGACGGUGUCCUGAGUCGGGUUCGUUUCCCGUGCUCCGAGCACGGCGUCACCACUGAAUGGAGGAUUUCGGCCCGCUGGUGCCAGCCAAAUCAUAUACCUGCUUUCCAGCAAGGCUUGCAGCGGGCGAUCGAUUUCUUUGGGCGCAAGCCGCAGCUGAUCCUGCCCAUGACUGCUGGUGCGCAGAGACUUCUCCUAGGCGAGCCAAACCUAGUCAUGUCAAGAUAA